Molecule: messenger RNA, 1479 nt
Organism: Dovyalis caffra
Lineage: Eukaryota; Viridiplantae; Streptophyta; Magnoliopsida; Malpighiales; Salicaceae
Source: the annotation of a GenBank genome assembly
AUGUGGAACAAGGAGACCAUAAAAGAAGUUGUUGCUAAUGUUCCUUUGUUGAGGCAAGAAGCAAAUCUGGUUUCCAUGGAUGAUUUACCAGAUCAAUUGGUGUGGGAUAUCUUGAGCAGGGUCAAGAAAACUGUAGAUAAAAACUCUGCUUCAUUAGCAUGUAAACGCAUCUAUGAACUGGAUAAUGAACAAAGACAAUCUCUUAGGGUUGGUUGUGGAUUAGACCCUGCAAAUCAAGCUCUGACAUCACUCUGCAAUAGAUUUCCUAACCUGGUAAAAGUAGAAAUAACAUACGCUGGUUGGAUGUCUAAGUUGGGAAAGCAGUUAGAUGACCAAGGGCUUGUCAUUCUUGCUAGCAAUUGUCCUUCGCUGACUGAUCUGACAUUGAGCUAUUGCACAUUUAUAACAGAUGUUGGUCUUCGGCACUUGGCUUCUUGCUCCAAGCUUUCAUCCUUGAAGCUGAAUUUCACUCCAAGAAUAACUGGUUGUGGCAUAUUAUCUCUUGUUGUAGGCUGCAAAAAUCUUACCAUUCUCCACCUUAUUCGAUGUCUUAAUGUUACCAGUGUUGAAUGGCUGGAAUACAUUGGAAAGAUGGAGACACUUGAAGACCUCUCGAUUAAGAAUUGUAGAGCACUUGGUGAGGGUGAUUUGAUUAAGCUAGGAUCUAGCUGGCGAAAACUAAAAAGGUUGCAAUUUGAGGUGGAUGCUAAUUACAGAUAUAUGAAGGUUUAUGAUAGACUAGCUGUUGAUCGAUGGCAAAAGCAGUGGAUCCCAUGUGAGUCCAUGUUGGAACUUAGCCUGGUGAAUUGUAUCAUCAGCCCUGGGAGAGGGCUUGCUUGUAUGUUGGGGAAGUGCAAGAACCUGGAGAAGAUUCAUUUGGACAUGUGUGUUGGAGUAAGAGAUUGUGACAUUAUAGGCUUAGCAAAAAAAUCAAGUAAUCUUCGGUCGGUUUCCCUCCAAGUUCCUUCUGAUUUCUCCCUGCCACCUCUGAUGAACAAUCCACUGAGAUUAACAGAUGAAAGUCUUAAAGCGCUGGCUCAGAACUGUUCAUUGCUUGAAUCUGUCCGGAUAUCUUUUUCUGAUGGGGAAUUUCCUUCCUUUUCUUCAUUUACACAAAAUGGAAUCCUCAAUUUAAUUCAGAGGUGCCCAAUUCGGGAACUUGCUCUUGACCAUGUGUAUUCCUUCAACGAUGUUGGGAUGGAAGCUCUUUGUUCAGCUCAAAAUCUUGAAACCUUAGAGCUUGUCAGAUGCCAAGAAAUCAGCGAUGAGGGGCUACAGCUUGUGAGCCAGUUUCCUCGUUUGUGCACAUUACGAUUAAAAAAAUGUUUGGGGGUUAGCGAUGACGGAUUGAACCCUGUUGUAGGGACAUACAAAUUGGAAUUCUUAGCUGUUGAAGAUUGCCCUCAAAUUUCUGAAAGAGGAGUUCUAGGAGCUGCAAGAUCUGUGUCAUUCCGGCAAGACUUGUCAUGGAUGUAUUGA